Molecule: messenger RNA, 1727 nt
Organism: Morus notabilis
Lineage: Eukaryota; Viridiplantae; Streptophyta; Magnoliopsida; Rosales; Moraceae
Product: pentatricopeptide repeat-containing protein At2g17670
Exons: 1
Coding region: 153-1487 (444 amino acids)
Molecular function (GO): protein binding
Source: RefSeq, a predicted model, not a curated record
CACAAUAAGCUACCCGAGCCCAACAAACAAACCAACCAAUUUUUCCACUCAUUUGCAAAAUCCCCAAAUAUCCCAAUCCCAAAUUCUGCAAAACCCUAAAAAACAAAAAAAAAACAAAAAACCUCACUUUACCAGGAAAAAAAAAGGGGAAGAUGAAGAAGAUGAAAAUGGGAAAAUUUCCAAAACCAGCUUCAAUCCCACAACCAAAAACUCCAUCUUCUCUGAUUCCUUCUCAAAAACCCAGCAAAACCCCAUUAAUCCCUUCCUCCAAGUUCAACUUCAAAUCUCCAGACCUCUCAGCUGCCAAAUCCCUCUUCAACUCCAUAAGCUCCACCGUCAAUCCCGAUCUCAAUCACACCAACUCCUUUCUCAAAUCCUACGCCUCAAUCUCCACCGUCGACGAUUCCAUCUCCCUCCUCCGCCACAUGAUCAAAACCCACCCCGCCUUCUCCCCCGACCGAUCCACUUACCACAUCUUGCUCACCCACUCCUGCGCCGCACCCGAUCCCUCCCUCUCCCCCGUCCACGGCGUUCUCAACCUCAUGUCCUCCGCCGGCUUCUCCCCCGACAAAGUUACCGCCGACAUCGCCGUGCGGGCGCUAUGUUACGCUGGAAAAAUUGAUCAUGCGGUCCAACUGUUCGACGAAAUGUCUCUGAGACAUUCCGUCCCGGAUUCGUACACCUACAACUUCCUCGUCAAGUGUUUGUGUAAAUGCCGGCCGUUGAGUACUAUUUACGAGUUUAUCGACAAAACCCGGAGCUCUUUUGGGUUGAAACCCGAUCUUGUUACGUAUACCAUUAUCAUUGACAAUGUUUGUAACAGCAAGAACCUCCGCGAGAUCACACGGUUGGUGGCGGUUCUCGGGGAAGAAGGGUUUAAGCCCGAUUGUUUUCUUUACAACACGAUCAUGAAAGGAUAUUGUAUGCUGAGUCGGGGGAGCGAGGCGAUCGAGGUUUAUAACAAGAUGAAGGAGAAUGGGGUUGAACCCGAUACGGUGACGUACAACACUUUGAUCUUUGGGUUGGCGAAAUCGGGGCGGGCAAAGGAGGCCAGGAAGUACUUGAAGAUCAUGGCAGAAAAGGGUCAUUCGCCCGAUGUUGUGACGUAUACGUCGCUGAUGAAUGGGCUGUGUCGGGAACGGGAUGUGUUGGGGGCGUACGCGUUGUUGGAGGAGAUGAAGGAGCGGGGUUGCGAGCCAAAUGAGUGCACUUACAACACUUUGCUUCACGGGUUUUGCAAGGCGAAGAUGGUGGAGAGAGGGGUUGAGUUGUAUCGGGUGAUGAAAGAACGUGGGAUGGAGCUUGACACGGCGGCUUAUGCCACAUUGGUGAGGGUGUUUUGUAGGCGGGGUGAGGUUGCGGAGGCUUAUGAGGUUUUUGAUUACGCGGUCGAGAGCAAGAGCUUGACCAAUGUUGCUGCUUACUCGACUUUAGAGAGUGCACUCAAGGAGGUCAAUAAAGCCAGAGAACAGGGCCGAAUUGCCUAGCCUUUUUUAUUUGGUUAAUUUAUUGGAAAUUCUUUGUUAUUCUCUAUUAUAAACUUCACUACUUGGUUACUUGUAACACAAGAAAUGCCCUAACGCUUCUUUAUUCUGUUUUUUUAAGUAUAUUGAGUUGCAAAAGGAUUUAAAGGGGGUGUUGGGAAAAAUGGAUAGUGGAGAAUAGAUCCUCAAUGGAUGUCAUUUAAAGUUUGCACAAGGAAAGAUCAACGGUUCCUCCUUUCACUU